Molecule: messenger RNA, 4959 nt
Organism: Mugil cephalus (flathead mullet)
Lineage: Eukaryota; Metazoa; Chordata; Actinopteri; Mugiliformes; Mugilidae
Gene: arnt2
Product: aryl-hydrocarbon receptor nuclear translocator 2
Exons: 20
Coding region: 359-2554 (731 amino acids)
Biological process (GO): regulation of transcription by RNA polymerase II
Cellular component (GO): cytoplasm; transcription regulator complex; nucleus
Molecular function (GO): protein dimerization activity; RNA polymerase II cis-regulatory region sequence-specific DNA binding; DNA-binding transcription factor activity, RNA polymerase II-specific
Source: RefSeq, a predicted model, not a curated record
CCAGGCGCACUCUAUAACACUAAUUUAUUCAAGCAAGCCUAAAAUCUCGCGGUGUUACCAUUCAGACAUCUUGCAUUUUUAUGUCUGGUCUUUGGGAUUGUUUUUCAUUAAAUCUUCAAUACAUAUAUGUAGUAUAUGUAUAAAUGUAUAUAUACGCCGCACAGAAGCGAGCUUUUGUUUUCGUCUCUUGAAUCCGCCGCUUAUUUCCUCCGCGUCUACGGAUGUGAGGUCGGAGGCUGGCCCGAGCCUCGCGUGUCAAUCCCGCGGAGUGUGUACGGUCUCUCCCGGGGGCUCUCCAGCCGUAUUGUGCGUCAUCUCCAUCGCCGCCGUUUUGUUAUUUUUUCUCCGCCGAGGAAACAUGGCAACCCCCGCUGCGGUCAACCCGUCCGAAAUGGGAAGUGAGUUGCCAGGGACAGUUGCGAUGCCAGGAGCAGUUGGGUCCGGCCAGGUGAGGAUGGGAGGAACUGUGCCAGGCCGUGGAGGCAAGAGGAGAUCAGGAGGAAUGGACUUUGAUGAUGAAGAUGGAGAAGGACCCAGCAAAUUUUCAAGGUAUGAUGAUGAUCAGAUUCCUGGUGGGGAUAAGGAGAGAUAUGCCAGAGAGAACCACAGUGAGAUUGAGCGACGCCGGCGCAACAAAAUGACCCAGUACAUCACCGAGCUGUCAGACAUGGUCCCUACCUGCAGUGCUCUGGCCCGGAAACCCGACAAGCUGACCAUCCUGCGUAUGGCUGUGUCCCAUAUGAAAUCUAUGAGGGGGACUGGCAACACAUCUACUGAUGGGGCCUAUAAGCCUUCCUUUCUCACCGAACAGGAGCUGAAACACCUGAUCCUGGAGGCAGCGGACGGCUUCCUGUUUGUGGUUGCUGCUGAGACGGGCCGGGUCAUCUAUGUGUCGGACUCUGUGACGCCGGUGCUUAACCAUCCCCAGUCAGAGUGGUUUGGCAGCACUCUGUAUGAGCAGGUCCACCCCGACGAUGUAGACAAGCUGAGGGAACAGCUCAGCACUUCAGAAAACUCUAUGACAGGACGAAUUCUAGACCUGAAAACAGGAACGGUGAAGAAGGAAGGACAGCAGUCCUCCAUGAGGAUGUGCAUGGGCUCCCGGCGCUCCUUCAUCUGCCGCAUGAGGUGCGGUAGUGCUCCUCUGGAUCACAUCUCCCUAAACCGUCUGUCUAACAUGAGGAAGAGAUACAGGAAUGGCCUUGGGCCUUCAAAAGAAGGAGAGGCCCAGUAUUCUGUGGUGCAUUGCACUGGCUACAUCAAAGCCUGGCCCCCUGCAGGUAUGACUAUACCAGAAGAAGACACGGAGGCGGGUCAGACGGGAAAAUACUGCCUAGUGGCCAUUGGAAGACUGCAGGUAACCAGCUCUCCAGUGUCUAUGGACAUGAACGGCCUGUCGGUUCCCACAGAGUUCCUCUCGCGUCACAACUCGGAUGGUGUCAUCACUUUUGUAGACCCACGCUGCAUCAAUGUCAUUGGUUAUCAGCCUCAGGAUUUGCUUGGGAAAGAUAUUCUGGAGUUUUGCCAUCCUGAAGACCAGAGUCACCUGAGAGAAAGUUUCCAGCAGGUGGUGAAAUUGAAGGGUCAGGUCCUGUCAGUGAUGUAUCGUUUCCGGAUGAAAAACAGGGAGUGGAUGUUAAUCCGAACCAGCAGUUUCACCUUCCAGAACCCGUACUCUGACGAGAUAGAGUACAUCAUCUGCACCAACACCAACGUCAAACAGCUACAGCAGCAGCAGGCAGAGCUAGAGGUUCACCAGAGAGAUGGACUGACUGCAUACGACCUCUCCCAGGUACCUGUGGCCAGCGUCAGCAGUGGAGUCCACGAAGCAGGGAAGAAUAUCGACAAGACGGAAGCUCUGUUCUCCCAGGAGAGAGACCCACGCUUCGCUGAGAUGUACACCGGCAUCUCCGGCUCGGGAGAUAAGAAGAUGAUGGUUCCCUCCUCUACAGCUGGAGGACAGCAGCUCUACUCCCAGAGCUCUCCCUUCCAGCAGGGGCACUCUGGCAAAAGCUUCAGUUCCUCUGUGAUCCACGUCCCUGGUGUAAACGACAUCCAGCCAUCGGGUUCAUCCAACCAGAACCUUGCUCAGAUCUCCAGACAGCUUAACCCAGGCCAGGUGGCAUGGUCAGGCAACCGUCCCCCCUUCUCUGGACAGUCCAGUAAAGCCCAGUCCAGCCCGUUUGGUAUUGGUUCUGGCCACAGCUACCAGACUGACCCGGCCUCCUACAGUCCCCUGUCGUCCCCAGCCACUUCCUCCCCGAGCGGCAAUGCUUACUCAGGACUGACGAACCGCAGCACAGCUUUUGAUGUUUCUGGGGAAAGCAGUCAAAGUGGAGCCCAGUUCCAGGGUCGUCCCAGCGAGGUGUGGUCUCAGUGGCAGAACCAGCAUCACUCCCAGCAGGCCGGGGAACAGCACACACAUCCCAACCCCAGCCAGACAGAAGUCUUCCAGGAUAUGUUACCCAUGGCUGGAGAUCCCACCCAGGGAACAGCCAACUAUAAUAUUGAGGACUUUGCUGACCUUGGCAUGUUCCCUCCCUUCUCUGAGUAAUACCCAGCUCUUUUCAUCACUUUCCCUGUCAGAACUGGACUGAUGUUUGCAUUUAUCUCUCAUGUUCUGUCUCAUUUUUCUGCAUCGCCACCACAGCUACGUGCAGCACAGUGAAUGUCUGGGUGCACUUGUCAUUUACACGCAUACACAUAGUGCACUAAUGUUUAGGCUUCAAGGCCUGCAGUAUGUAUCUGUGACCAUACACAUACCUCAUUGUUGCAAGAGGAACCCUAUUGUCAGAUGGAAGGAGCAUGAGUCAGACGUUCUCAGCUCUUUGACUGUCAUCGUAAUGUUGGACAUCGUACAGCCUGCGACGCUCCGGUCACCAAGACUGCUCACCUGCAGUCACUAUGAGCACCAGAGGAGGUCAGCCAGGCCACCUAGCUAGAUUAGUUAGAGACUAGUGUCAGUAUUAUUAUCUGAGAUUGGAUAAAAAUGAAACAAAUUUCAAAACUUUUCCCCAAAAAUCCACGUCCACGUGAUGUCUUUUGUCACGUCUUUGUCACGUCUGCAGGCUUCCACACAGAUGACCAAAAUUUACAACUGUGCCAAAUGUGCAUAUGCAGCACCCAAUAAUGUACAGCUGAACUGCAUCCACGUCUGCUGCUGUUUGAGGCCGCAUCUGUCUCGGAGGCUACCAGGGCUCCUUUUCAGAAUGGAACAAUUCAGUCUGAGCAAAACAUUUGCUCACAGUCGUUUUCUCUCCGCUACAAAGGAAGCAGCUCUGUCAUGUGGUUGUAAACGGAGAGGGGAUUAUCAGAAAUUUGCAUUGCUCCUCAGCUGCAGCGUUGUAUUUACUUUUCAGUUACAAUUAAUGCCGUAGCGCAGUCCAAUUCACCUGUGACAAGUUUCGCUUUAGUCCCUUUUCAUAUUGGUAUGAUUGCUUUUGCUGUGUAAUGUUUGUGGAAAACACUCCACGUUGAAUAUUGACAGAAAUAUAUUUUGAGAUCAUUUAGAUAACAGUGUAUAGCCGAUGCAUAGCUUUGCUUAGGAAUGUCCUUGCAUUUCAUUUAACAGAAGCAACAGAAAACAAAAAUCAUUGUGUGUGUAUUGAAUAAUUUGUUCCACUCAGCCUAGGUUGUCCCGGAGUUGUCGCAAAGCAUCGUCUAGAGAAUAUGUGGAAUUGUCCCAUGCGUUUUCUGACCCCAGGCCGAUACAGGAGGAGCUGCAGUGUGUCUCAUUGCAGUGUCAACAGUCAGAGUGCACUGCCAGUCCUUUUACUUGAAUGCAUGGUUAUAUUAUAGCGUGAGGAUGCAGGUUGGUACGCAAUGACGCAGUUUAUACAGCAAUGUGGCAGUAACAGACAUCUGACCUGACCCAGCUCGCAUGCAUCGGCACUGACUGCCACACGGAAGAAUCAGGAAAAACUUUAUUUAUCCCUGAGGGGCAAUCAGAAGGGCCAUAAAUCCAUAGCUCUACUUUUAAGAUUGUGGAACCUGGUCUCUAUUCAGGCAGGUUGUCAUUUGCCUGACUGGUACGAUGAUAAAUUCAGAUUUUUAUCUGUCAUUCUGUCCGGUUGAUACCUGGAGUGACAGUAGAGGGCAUCAAGCAACAACACUGUCGAUUCACAUUUACAAGUAUUCCUACCUAUUCCCACAAACACAUGGUCGGAUUUAUGUUAGUGUUGAUUACGUGCACCUCCAUCUGUCUGGUGCAGCCUCUUGCACGCCAUAACUCUAAAGCUCAGCAGCAGCAGGAGAGGAGAAGCUGCUGCCGUCGCUCUGUCCAUCAACCGUAGUGUGUAACCUAUAUGUAGUGACGUCCUGAAGUCUAGGAAAAAAAACAAAAAAACAAAAAAAACUUGAUGCGAGUAUUGAAGGAUUCUGUGUAUAAAUGAAAUAACAUUUUAAAAAGCUCACCGCAGACAGUUGCUAAGCUAAGGCUUAAAGUGCACUUCAUGAAGCUAACCGCUAAUCACACCAGCCUGCUUUAAAAGGGAAAAACCGCCAUACCGUCCAUGCAAAGCGCAGUAUUUACUAGUGUAUUUGGUGUUCUUCAGCUCUCGCUACUUGACUUUGUUACUUUAUAAUCUUUUCAACGAUCAAGAGACUGAAUCAUCCUUUCUAGUUGGGGAGCUUUUACAUGAUAGAUUGUAUAACGUCUCUGACAGACAGAUGGAGGAACCUUCAGAUAUCAGAGUCCUUUUGCUAAAGAUCUCAAAUUGAUGUUUUUUUUGUAAAUAAAGUGAUUUUUAUGUCGACUCGUGUUACUUUCACACAGUACUUUUUUUUUUUUUCGUGUAGGUUUUAACGAUAUUGUGUGCAACGUGAGUGCGUAUUUAACUAUUGGUAUUAAGUUAGUCAGUUAAUUGUACAUUGAGUUCUAGACCUGUAUAAAUUGUGUAAAUGUGACCCAUUAUUUUUGUGUAACAAAUUGUGCUUGUGACAAUAAAUUCUUAUUGGUUA